Moesziomyces aphidis is the source of this 3939-nucleotide messenger RNA. Lineage: Eukaryota; Fungi; Basidiomycota; Ustilaginomycetes; Ustilaginales; Ustilaginaceae. The record is from the annotation of a GenBank genome assembly.
AUGAGCCCUCGCUCCUCCGACUCCAAUGCUACCUCAUCCAAGCAAAAGAAGAAGCAGGUCGAAUCCUCCCCUCCCGCACCCCCUCCUUGCAUAGAUCAACCUUCUCAGCCUUCCACCCCAGCCCUGCCUCCAACUGUCGCUCCUCCCGCAGUAUCCGCAUCCGCACACCGCUCACCGCGUGUCUUUGUAGCCUCCGCCCUCAAGCCCGUGUCCGCCAUCGAUACCGUCACAUCCACCAUCUCGGCCAUCUCCCACCACGCAAACCGCGGCAUCUCCAGCCUCAUUGCUGCCCACUCCACCGCCACUCACGACGCCACAUCCCCCCAACUCGCCGCAUCAUCCACUACAACCUCCACUCCCCUCCGCACAGACGGCUCCGUAUCGCCCAUCUACGACGCCUUUCACAAUGCCGGAACCCCCGUAGACCCAGCACGCGUACAGGCUGCACUCAGCCACGUCCAUCCCGACCACACCGCAUCCCGCAAGCCCGCACCUGCCCUACUCUGGUCGCGUUGGGAUCGCUUGCCGCAUCCCCACCAUCCCCACGCUUGGCUGCCUCUCCUCAUCUCUUACUUUGACGACGGCUGCCUCCAGGCGCUCCUCGUUCAGGACCGUAACAUCUCCGAGCUGCUCUGCAUCCCGCAGGCAGCCCAAGCACUCCUCCCGCCUCACUCGCUCCAGCCAUCCGCAAACGCACACCUCCUCACCGCUUUCGUCCGCCAUCCGCUCCCAGACUCCACAGACAUCCAGCUUUUCUUCGUCCUCCAGCACCAAAGCGGCUCAACCCACUUGCUCGCCUACUCGCUCGACACCCACCAGGUUCAAGCCUCUGUACACCUCCAGCAUCACUUCUCCCCCUCAUCCGACCAGCCAGCCACUACUCUCGACCGCGUCGACGCGCAGAUCACCCACCGCUACCUCGUCCUCUCCUUUGCUUCGCCGCCUUCAGUCCAUGUUCUCUCGGCCGCCACACUCGAAUACCUUCAGCCUCCUCUGCUCGACGCCGCUUCUCCCGCCCAAGGUCGUCCCACGCCCAUCUCCCUGUCGGAUCGCCUGCUUGCAUAUGCAUGCACAACACCCCAGCACCUCUCGCCUGUCCGUUUCGAUGCACGCAAGACCUCCAAUGCUUCCUUCCAAGAUACAUCGCGAUCGUACGUAGCUCCUCAACCGCACGCAUCCGCACGCGUCGGCGAGAUGCGCGACAACCUCUUCGACACCUCGGCACACGUCGGCGAUGCCGCUCGCCGCAUCCGUGGCGGCGUCAUGAGCGGCGUUCGCACCCUCGGCGAGUGGGGCAGCUCCUACUGGCCCAACCCGGGCAGUUCGCCCAACAACGCCGCCUUCUCGCCCUCCCAGCCCAGUCUGCUCUCCCAAUCGGCUCCUCACAACCCUCACCCACCUCGUCCCGCUUCCUCGGCCUCCAGCUCGCCCAGCCUGCCUGCCGUAGACUCCGCCCGUGCCAACAAGCGCCUCUCGUCCGGCUCCACCGUCGCCCCGCUCACAAAGUCGGAGGUUAACGCACAAGCUUCAGCUUCCAAUCCCAACAAUGCAUGCGUCCGCAUCCUGGACCUUGGCUCCGACGCGCGCACCGUCUGCGCUUUUGCUCCCUCCACCAAUGCAGUCGCCCUGGUCGCAUUUAGCCCCUGCGGCCGCAUGAUCCUCACCGCCGACGUGCUUGGACACGCCUUCAACGUAUUCGAACUGCCGCUCGUCGGUGCAUUUGCAAGCGGCUCCCAGCCCUCGGCUUCCACGCUCCUCCACCGCUACAAGCUCCUGCGCGGCAUCACCCUCGCAGACGUAGUCCGCGCAGAGUGGAGCCCUGACGCUCAGUGGAUCGCCAUCGGCACUCGAAGCGGCUCAGUACACGUCUUUGCCGUCAAUCCCUUCGGCGGCGAGCCUUCGAUCGCCAAUCACGUUCUCGGCAAGAUUCGCAACCCGCGCACUCUCCAGCCCUUUGGCAUCUCGCUUCACAGCGCAGCGCGCUCCGUCCGUCCGCACCCAUCAGCCCACCAAGACGCCGCGGCUCAACCUUCAGCUGCGACGAAAAUGGAUGCCGGCUUGGCUACGCAAGCUCUGGCCACGCCCAAGUAUUGCUCGCCAUCGUUUAUCAUGAUCAACGUCGGCUCGUCAUCGAGCGCCGAGUCGGGGGCCGACGCCAGCACGCCUUUUGAGCUGCUCACCAACGAUCCACGCUCUCACACCAUCACCCAACACGCACUCCGCUGCUGGAGUUCCCAGUCUCGCACCCGCGUUGCCGUCGGCAACGACGAGCCCAUGUACAGCGUCAGUCUCGAGGCCAAGCGGCGCUUUGCCUCUUCCACCUCGCCACGCUCCUCGGGCCUCACCCACAUGAUGAGAAAGGCCGGAGAGGGCCUGCUCAGCGCACAGAACAACCCACGCCUUCAGGCCGAGUGCGUUCGUGUUGCCCUGUGGGACCACCUCCUUCCCGACACAGACGCCGUGAUCAAACACAGCUUGACCGCGCUCUUUGACCACAGAGAAAUUCGCCCCAAGGAUCGAUCUGACGACAUCGCCCGCACACGAUCUUCCUCCAUUGCCAAGGCCGAGAUCGAAACGUACAGCCAGUCGCCCGCCAUGCUGCCCAGCUCCAUCUAUCUCUCUCGCCAGACCUUCUUCCACACGCGCAUGCCCGUCGCCGGCAAGCUGGCGGCUGCAGCAGCAUCGACUCCGGAAGCAACGCUGCGCUGCAUUCCCAGACGAGCAUCACGGCCGAUCCAGGUGCGCCGCACCGCUCGCAUCGUCUCGCGCGAGCCGUCGUCCGAGGCGCCGAGCUCCUUCGGCGACAGCCUGUCGGGCGCGUUGGACCAGAUGUCGUUCGACCCGGACAACCUGCCUGCCAGAAGCGCCUCUUCCCACAUCCCCAGCUUUCCGCAGGGCCAGCGAGGUCGCUCCUCGGGCUGGACCGCCGGCAGCUCCAUCCCCAUCCGCAUCGUUGCUGGCGGCCUGGGUGGCAUCUACCGGGCUGGCAAGGAGCUUGGUCGCGGCGUCGAGAUGGCACGCCGACGCACCAGUGGAGCUUCUCGCACCGCCGUCUCUGACGUUGACGCGCACUAUGCUGCCGAUGCUGGCCCAUCAGUCUCGUUUGACGGCGAGGAUGACGUUGACCUGUUGGGCGAAGACGAAGGAUUGGGCGCUUCGCGCAAGCGACACUACGCGGCGCGGGGCAGUGUCGAGGCUCACUUGGACGCAGCCUCGAUGCCGUCGCAGGCAUCACUCAUGUCGACGCUCAGGAAUGAUGGACAGCUGCGCGGCUCCCAGCCUAGCUCGGCCGAGACGCCCUCGACACGAUUCAGUGAGGCCGAUGAUGCGGGUGCCGACGGCGGUUCAGGCAGUGCGGACGACUGCGACUGGGAUGCCAUCGAGGCGAGCCGUAGCCCUGCCGCGAUGCACGCCUCUCUCUCCGGCCAGAGUGGCGGCGCGGCUCCGAGCAUCCCCGGCGGUCUCGAGCCCGAUAGCCUCGAGGACGACUUUACUGUCGGCAGGCUCGACGAGGACUCGGGACAGAGCACGGUCACCCAGUCGCUCUCAAACAUCUCGGCAUUGUCAGCCGGGGCGGCGAGCAAGGCUGUGCCGCCCAAGGAGCUGGUGUACGCUCUUCCAGCCAACACGUCGACGCGCUCGAGCCUGCUCGGUCAGAGCACUGGCCUUGCCGGCGCAUUCGAGGCUCGAGGCGAAUCCAAGGAUGCUCGACUGGGCGUGCGCGAUGCCAGCCCGUCUCACUCGGAUGGUGGCGCUGACAGCGGCAGCCAGAUGAGUGCCGCUUCGGGUCUCCUGUGCGAAGGCAGUAAAGAGACAUUUACGCCCGAGACCGCAUCGAUCAAGAUUGCGGAAGAACCCAGCCCGGUGCAGGCCGUGGCAGUGCCCAAGAUCAGCACGUCCGGUGGCGGAAAGAAGAAGAAGAAGAAGUCGGGCCGCUGA